This is a messenger RNA of Candidozyma auris, 654 nucleotides long. RefSeq names its product Ssr1p (gene SSR1). The record is from RefSeq and is a predicted model, not a curated record. The coding region runs from base 1 to 654 and encodes 217 amino acids. Lineage: Eukaryota; Fungi; Ascomycota; Pichiomycetes; Serinales; Metschnikowiaceae. The transcript has a single exon.
AUGCACGGCUUGAAAUUAACUACCAUCGCUGCUUUAGCUGCCUCCGUCUCCCUGGUUUUGGCUACUCCCCCAGCUUGUUUGUUGGCCUGUGUUGCUCAGGUGGAGAAAAACUCCAAGUGUAGCAGCUUGGCUGACUUGGAAUGUAUCUGUACCUCCAUUGGUGAAGAGGUUGAAAAGUGCUUAGACAGCCAGUGUCCUGACGGUGACGCUGACACUGCUAAGAAGGCCUUUGCGGCUUCGUGCAAGGAGCAAGGCCACGACGUUUCUGGUGCUGACUCAAGCUCCUCCUCUUCCCAGAGCGACUCUCCGUCGUCCUCCUCAUCUGCUGCCUCCUCAUCUGCUGAUCCUACCUCUUCCGAUGCUCCAUCCUCCUCCGCUGCUGCUACCUCCGAUGCUCCUUCUUCCUCCCCUGCCGCUUCUUCCGAGGCCGCUUCUUCUUCCGCUAAGUCUUCCGUUGCUGCUUCUUCGUUCGUCUCUUCCGAUGCUCCAUCUAGCAGCGCCCAGACCACCGCUGACCCAUCUUCUACUUUAGCCACUUCCUCCUCUGCCGCUGCUUCUUCGUCCGCUGGCGUGAGCUCGUUUGAGGAUGGUGGCAAGAUGAUGGCAGCCUCCUUCGGUGCUGUAAUCGCCGGUGUUGUUGGUGCCUUGUUGUAA